UUUUGAAUAAUUCACAUCACACAUGUCGACGACAUGUAAUUUCUAUUAAGUCUUAUUAGAACUACAGCUGUAACCGUUACUAACGUUAGUUAGUUAUUAUUUAUUUAGUGAAAUUAUAGUGGAUAACACUCGCUGGAACUAGUUAAAUAAGUAAGAACAAUGAGAGGUUAUCAGGAAGACACUCCGCCUUCAUCAAUCAGCGGCGACGAAAUAGCAGGCAUGGAUGAUGAAGAGGCCGUAUUCUUAGGCUACUUGGACGAGAUGGAUGAGCUAGUAGACGACAAUAUGGAGGAGGUCACCGACCAAGAAGAGGAGGAUACAGAUAUGGAACCUCCAGAAGAUCUAUCUAUACUCGUUUUUAACAAACAUGUUGGUUCAGUCUUCUGUUGCGACCUCCACCCUAGCGGAAAGCUAGCCGUGACGGGGGGAGAAGAUGACAAAGCCUUUGUGUGGUCUGUACAGACAGGUCAAAUUGUCUUUGAAUGCACUGGCCACAAAGAUUCAGUAAUUUUUGUUGGCUUCAGUUUUGAUGGCGCCUACCUUGCCACGGCUGACAUGUCUGGUUUGAUUAAAGUGUGGAAAUGCAAUUUGGAUGAAAAUCAACAAGAGCCAUGGCCUAUUGCGUUUGAAUAUGAAGCAGAAGACUUGACUUUCGGCUUGUGGCACUUCGGAGCCAGGGUUCUUAUCUGUGGAGCUGUGUCUGGAGAUAUUUAUGUGUUUAAAAUACCUUCUGGUGACAUUAAAGUUUUGCAAGGACAUAAUACAAGAGUAGAAUGUGCCAAGAUGUUCAAAGAUGGAGUUCGCUUAGUGGCAGGUUAUGAUGAUGGUGCAGUGAAGGUGUGGGAUCUUAAGACUAAUGCAGUUCUUCAGCAAAUUCAGGCCAAUGUCCAUGAUAUGAGAGUAACAGCUAUUGACACACAUCCAGAGAAUAACAUUAUGGCAUCUAUAUCUAGUGACGGUAAAGUUAUUCUGGCAACAUCAAGUAAUGGCAAAGUAGUAGGACAACUGCAGGCAGAGAAUGAUUUGGAAACAGUUGCCUUUGCUCAAGAUCCACAACUGGGAUUCUUUGCAUUAGGUACUUUAAAUGGUGAUGUUGGUAUAUGGGACACAGCCAGACAGAUGGUCCGACACCAAUGCACUAAGUCUGACGAUGAAUCCGUCGUAGGAGUCACCAAAAUGAUAUGGGAGAAAGACCACCUCAUCACUGGGUGUCUCGAUGGAGCCAUUCGGGUAUAUCAAGGAAGAUCCGGUGAAAAGGUACUCCAGUUGACAGGCCACAGAUCAGAAGUCCUAGAUUUAUGUUUUAAUGAAAAUGAAAAUGUGAUACUGACGACGUCGGAUGACGGAACAGCUAGGAUAUAUAAAUAUGAAAUUAAUAAAGAUAAAGAUUAAUAUUUAA
Messenger RNA from Leguminivora glycinivorella, 1399 nucleotides. RefSeq names its product angio-associated migratory cell protein. The transcript has 5 exons. The record is from RefSeq and is a predicted model, not a curated record. Gene Ontology annotation, molecular function: protein binding. Bases 160 to 1392 code for a protein of 410 amino acids. NCBI's taxonomy places the organism in Eukaryota, Metazoa, Arthropoda, Insecta, Lepidoptera, Tortricidae.